This is a messenger RNA of Anopheles stephensi (Asian malaria mosquito), 1434 nucleotides long. It is a transcript of the gene Taldo, whose product is annotated as probable transaldolase. Gene Ontology annotation, cellular component: intracellular anatomical structure; cytoplasm. The transcript has 3 exons. Gene Ontology annotation, biological process: pentose-phosphate shunt; pentose-phosphate shunt, non-oxidative branch; carbohydrate metabolic process. The coding region runs from base 255 to 1265 and encodes 336 amino acids. Gene Ontology annotation, molecular function: transaldolase activity. Lineage: Eukaryota; Metazoa; Arthropoda; Insecta; Diptera; Culicidae. The record is from RefSeq and is a predicted model, not a curated record.
GCAAAAACACAACCUCACGACAGGGCUCGUCAUCGGCGACACGCUUCACCGGUCGUUCAUUGCCGAAAGGGAACGGAAGGAAACGCAAGUACUUACUCCAAACGCUGUGUUACGCGACCCACACCAGUGACCUCCACCACUCCUCCCUACUUCCACUGUGCCGCCUUGCCGUCUGUGUCUACGCAAUCACGCGUCUUCAGCUUCCAAUCCCAAGCUCGCUCGGUUUUUGACCAUAACUACACCGCCAGUAGACAAUGAGCAGCGCUGAGCCGCAGACGAAGAAAACGAAAAUGGCUUCGAGUUUGGAACAACUGAAACAGCUCACCACGAUCGUGGCCGAUACCGGCGACUUCGAGGCGAUGAAAACGUACAAGCCCACCGAUGCUACGACGAAUCCGUCGCUGAUUUUGUCUGCUGCCGGCAUGGAACAGUAUCAGCAUCUGAUCGAUAAGGCCAUCAAGCACGGACAAAAGGCGGGAACCACCAUGGAAGAGAAGGUUUCCGAGGCGGCCGAUAUGCUGUUCGUGCUGUUUGGCUGCGAGAUUCUGAAGCUCGUGCCGGGUCGCGUAUCGACCGAAAUCGAUGCGCGGCUUUCCUUCAACAAGGAAGCUUCCAUCGCCAAGGCUCUGAAGCUGAUCGCUCUGUACGAGGAGGCGGGCGUGAAGCGGGACCGCGUACUGAUCAAGUUGGCCUCCACUUGGGAAGGUAUCCAGGCGGCAAGCGUACUGGAGAAGGAGCACAACAUUCACUGCAAUCUCACGCUGCUGUUUUCGUUCGCCCAAGCCGUCGCGUGUGCGGAAGCGGGCGUCACUUUGAUUUCCCCGUUCGUUGGCCGUAUCCUCGAUUGGUACGUGGCAAACACCGACCAGAAAACGUUCGAGCCCGAGCAGGACCCGGGCGUCAUCUCGGUGACAAAGAUCUACAACUACUACAAGAAGUUUGGCUACAAAACCGUCGUGAUGGGUGCUUCGUUCCGUAACGUGGGUGAAAUCAUGGCGCUGGCUGGGUGCGAUCUGCUCACCAUCAGCCCGAAGCUGCUGGGCGAUCUGGAAAAGAGUGCCGAACCGGUGAAACGCUAUCUCGACGCCGACAAGGCCGCAUCGGCGAACCUGGAGAAAAUCCAAAUGGAUGAGGCAACAUUCCGCUGGAUGUUGAAUGAGGAUCAAAUGUCUACCGACAAGCUUUCGGACGGUAUUCGCAAGUUUGCUGCCGAUGGCCGUAAGCUGGAAACCAUGCUCCGUGGCCUGCUGCAGGCCGCUGAGUAAAAACAGGGGCUGGUGGUUUGUGGAUUGGAAAAAAUAGCGAAUCAAAACGCCACAAAUAAUCGACAGAGGGAAAUUAUCUUAAGGGGGACACUCCCUUUGUAAAGUUUACAGUUUCUGUUUUACUUUUCUGUGUUUUUUGGAAUAAAAUCGAAUUGUUCAAAUAUUUUGA